Molecule: messenger RNA, 8485 nt
Organism: Topomyia yanbarensis
Lineage: Eukaryota; Metazoa; Arthropoda; Insecta; Diptera; Culicidae
Gene: KrT95D
Product: phosphofurin acidic cluster sorting protein 2
Exons: 12
Coding region: 745-3708 (987 amino acids)
Biological process (GO): protein localization to plasma membrane
Source: RefSeq, a predicted model, not a curated record
UCCAUUCAUAAGUAGAAUAUUUUUCUUUGUGCGCGGAUGUGUUUUGCUGAUGAUGAGAGCCCAACCCAAACUUCUUUCGCUGAAUAAAAUUCAAUUUUUGGUGUGUUUGAAGUGAAAAAAGUGUUUGUAUGAUAUUUUGCUUGAAAAGGAAGCUCAGUUGUUGGGAAUGUGAUCGAUUGAAAAAAGGCUUGCACGGUCUCCCAGUAGCAGCGAUUAAUGUGAAGAGAUCUAACCAUAGAGUGUAAAGAAAAGAGAAAAUAUCUUUUUCGUGUUGAAUCUAAAACCAUGGUGAUAAGAAAAGUUUGAAACGCAGUUGAAUUUCAUCUGAAAAAAGCAAAAGUAACAAAAAUGGUGUAAUAAGAGAGAGUGAAAAGAAAUUGCGCCACAGUCUUUUUCCACUUGGCAGAGAUUUGAUACAUUGGAGGUUGGUCGCAAACCGACCCUAGAUUUCGCCGCAGCGUAUUCAUUUAUUUUAGAGUGGUAAAAAUGAUUAUUUAUAGUGGCAAACUGCUGUAUUGCCCUUCAAAGUAAACGCCCAUUGUUUCCCACUGUACCGAACCGAUUGAACAUAAAAAUCGGGAACCAACUCGAUUGUCCAGGGUAAAUUGGCUGCCAAAUUGAGUGAUAGGGGCUGGUUGCCAUAGUGCUGGACUUGGAUGCCAUCGUCACUUCGUGCCGUGGGAUUGUAUUGUAACAUUUUGCAUUACUAAAAAAUAAACCAGAAGGGAAAUAUCUGCAAGCAAAAUGACCGACAAAGUGACUAAAUUCGAGCGGAUGGCAUCGGCAAAGCCGGUCCCUAUGAAGUUGUUCGCCGCUUGGGAAGUAGAUCGUACGCCGUCCAACUGCAUUCCAAGAUUGUGCUCCUUAACGAUAACACGACUCUCCCUGCUCACACCUCUGCCGCCCGAUCUCACCUCUCUAUCGCUGGCGGUCAAAAUGCAAAGCUCCAAACGUACGCUUCGUUCGCACGAGAUUCCAGUACCCCAAUCUUUGAGCGUUGGCUUUGGGAGUACGCUGAGCGGUGGCAACCUCGCCAGUGGUGGUCCCGGUGUGAUAGGCCAAAGUGGCCAGCUCAAUUCUCCACCAUUGCUCGAAACAGAACUUGAUCUCCAUUUCAGCCUGCAAUAUCCUCACUUCAUUAAGCGCGAUGGCAACCGAUUGCUUAUUUUGUUGCAACGGCGGAAGAAGUAUAAAACCCGUACUAUCCUAGGUUAUAAAACACUGGCCGAAGGUGUGAUCCGAAUGGACGCGGUUCUUCAGAAAUCCAUGGACAUGACGGUAGAACUUAAUGGAUCCAGCAAAGCAGGUCGACAAGGGCUCACGAUAGCCACAUUACGUGCCACACAGGUCACUUCCAUUCCAGUGGAUCAAGACAAUAAAAAUAACAAUAGUUUACUUGUCACGGAUCGUGUUAAUGAGUAUUCCGACGAGGAUGAGGAGCAAGAGUUCAGCUCCGGUGACGACAACGACGAUGGACUGUCGGGUUAUGCUGCGAAACGGAAUUAUGCUGCAAAGCGGGACCCAUACAAGAAGUUUGAUCGAGGUGACAACGAUGAAGGAGGUGAUGAAGGAAAUUUGCUUCCUUCGAAUCAAGUGGACAGUGACAGUGAUUUCGAUAAUUUAGGGAAGGAUAAAGGAUCUCGAGCAAAAAUGAGUCGUCAACGAAACUUCAAACAACGUAUAAUUUCACUACUAAAGCGAUUUAAAGUUCCUGACGAGCUUGAAGGGGACGCGCAAGAACGCGGACCUUCUUUGCGUGGCAAAAGAGAUUUAGAUGCACUCUUCCAAGAGCUUGAGUCACUGUCCUGUGGCGAGGGGGACGAUUCCGGUCAAGAUAUGGACAGUUUGUCAAUUGGUUCUACACCAAAGCCAUCAUUGAGGCCAUUUUUUGAAAACACAAAGCCGACAUUAACUCAUCAACAGUCUGCUGUACAGUUGAGCUCUUUGCAAAAAAGCACUAAAGAUUUUAUGCCAGAAAAGAAAACAAUUUUAGAGAAGCGUGACUCACUCGCCGAAAAGAAAAGCAAUUCCGUAACAAUUGCCAAUAACAUAAUUAAUAGUACGAUCAACAACAAUAUCAGUAAUAACAAUCAUACUAGCAAUUACAAUAACAGUAUGAGUAACAAUCAAGAUCGAUCAGGCGAUUGGAAGAAUGAUAGUUCCGGCAACGAAGGAGGUGCGGGAAACACGGACCCUGAAGCUCUUUCAUCGGAUCCGCAAAAUGCGGGGAGUCCACCGAAAGAGAAGGAAACGGCGGCAGUGGAGAAGAAGAAUCGUCUAUUCCGUACCAGCAGUAGCACUCCCAAUAGUGCCAAGAAGCAGAAACAAUCUCUUACUUUUCCUACCACUGCUGAUCAACCCAAAGCAUCUCCACUUGAAACCUGUUUAUCACCAACAAAUGUUGAACCACGCAAAUCACUACUGGAGCAGCUAUCACGAACAUUUACAACUGAAGAAUCCCAACUGCCAGACGUGGUCACGAUCGUAGGCCCACCGGAAACUAGCAGUAGUCCCUCUUGCACUCCUCGGCUUGUGUCGCUCAUAUCAUCUACUUUUCGGCCAACAUUUUCUCCAAAUAACACAGCCGAGGUCAAAGCUAUUACGCAGGCGCUGAUGAAUAAAAUUCAAAAAUAUUGUAACUCAACUGCUAAGCCACCAAACACUGUCAAGGUGCUUCUAGUUGGUGGGGACUGGUUACAAGGCGCCGUUUUACGUCAUUAUGUCGAGUUAUUGGGAAUCCGUCCUCCGGAUUGGGUCAAUCAUAUCAGGUUCUAUAUUGUCCCAUUAGGACUAUGCGGUGUUGCGAGAUAUCUUAGUGUGAUCGAUUCGAGUUACUCCAAUAUGUUUGGAACUGAAAAUUGGCAGCAGAACUGUGAACGGGCGGCAAACCUGGAAAGCGCACAAUCGAAAAACGAAUCGGCGGAGAUUAUCAGCCGGAUACAACGAUAUCUGCACUCGGCUGGACCUUGCACACAAGUUCCUAUCGCCGAAGCGAUGGUUAACUAUCGGGAUGAGGAUUCUUGUCAGAUAUUUGUGCCAUUUAUAAGUGAUGUUAGGAUAGGAUGCCUGGAGGGGCCACAACUGUCACUGGAUUUGGAUGAAACAAUGACACUUAAUUCUCAGCAAAGCUCCGAUCGAAUACUAUCCAGCUCGCCACCGCAAAGUGGGCGAGCUUCACCACCAGCUCCUCUUACACCGGUUGCUCUGGUGGCGCAUCAAUCCAAUAGUGGUACCCAGGAAUCAUUAGAAUUGCAGAUUGAUUAUUGGCCAUUGGCGCGGCCAAUUUUAGAUGGGAAAGAUAAAUCGCAAAGCAAGGGUCAGGAUCCGACCGGCAAGAACAGUAUUAAGAGCACCUUCCGGCACUUACAGGUUUGGAGAUUACCUUUGGCUCCUAAUAAUGGCGAGUAUUCAAACGGUCUUACUCUUAGUUAUGCCACCAAGGAAAAAAAGCAGAAAAGUGUAAUGCGAUUAGGCAAAAAGAAGGAGAAAGACCGAGACGCAGAAAAAGAGCAAUGCGUUGAAGGCGUAGCUCGGUUGAUCUGCUCGCCAAGACAGUCGCAUCCAGUUCCUAUGCGCGUGUACAUCGAUGGUACCGAGUGGACUGGAGUCAAAUUCUUCCAACUCUCAUCCCAGUGGCAGACACAUAUCAAAAAUUUCCCCAUCGCGUUGGUUGGAGCUCCGUUAGCUUCGGCCGAAAUGUUAACCUAGUCAGUUCCCUCAUCCGCUGCGGUAGUAACUGGGGUGAGAUCUACCAAGAUGGCACCGGUUUCACUGUCAUCUUGUCCGAAACCUCUAGCUGUCGGAAGGUCUGAUAAAGUGUGCUUCUCGUCUACUUCGAUUACUGUCGUUGGACGACCCGGUACCAACGGUGGUAGUGAUCGUGGCACUAAUAAAGCAACAGCUACUGCUCGGACAACUGUCAGCGGUUCCUCUCGAAUCUUACGGCCCCGCAGUUGGGCUGCAGCAAGCCGAUCUCGCUGCGAUUAGAAAGAUCUACCAUUAAGAAGUUCGACUGUUGUUAGUUGAACUAGAUGUUUUGUGUAAAUUUACGCGCUACAAUAAGGCAUAGUGGCACCAAUGGAGGUCAAUUACUUUUGGUUUCGCUCAAAAUUAUGCAAUUAGUUUUUACGUUUUUGAUGUCGCCGAUUUCUCAUGUUGUUACUUUCCUCCUAUUAAUAAAAUUCAUUAUGUUGCGUGAGUGAGAGUAUUUAAAUUGUACAAUAAAUUUAAAUUUGGUAAGGAAGCUCUUUGUAUCACAACGAACGAUUGAGCAACCAAAAAAUAAUGGUUGCUAGGGCAGACCAAACUUCGUUUUAUAAUAUUGGAACACAGGCGUCGUCCAUGCAGAGCGAACUUUAGGAUUGUGGUUCUUAAAUGUAAAAGUCGGGUGAAAAAUAGCUUCAUCGUGCAAACAAUACCUAUUUUUACUGAGUCGUUUUUGUGGAAAUUUAUGGCUGAAUGAGCAUUAUACUUAAAUGAGUAGGCAACCAAUUCAGACUAUCGCCUAAAUGUAGAAAUUGAUGCAACUACGGAGAGUUAAGCAUAGGCAGUCCUCAGUCCGUUUGAAAUUUUAAGAAUUUCGCAUUCCAAUAGAAUUAGAGAGACUUUAUGAAGCACAGCCUGCUGUUCCUACUGUUGUUUUUGCAACUCAAUCGAAAUUUGCUUUAGAAAUACAGUUGAUUAUUGAGUUAUGUUUCAUACUACAUUGUCAAGUUCCAUUUACAUUACUUGUGGUAGAGAUUAUGAAAGGUAAAAAUUAAAAAAAAACCUAGAGAUGACUCCUUGUCAUAUAUGUUAUUACGACCUUGAUUUACGUACUAUUUAGUUACGUAAUUUAUGAAAGGUCCUAAUGCUAAAUGCGAUGCCGUUUGAUAGUUAUCAGCAACACAAAUGAAAGGAGUAUUGCCGACUACACUGUCCAUGACCGCAUAUUAGUCCCAUUUGCGUAUCUAUGAAGCUGAAAAAACGAGCGAUGCAGUAUGCAUUACGUUUGCGCUAUUUCUUUAACAAUAAGUUUAACAAUAAGUUGAGCAACCCAAACAUGUCAAUAAUUGUUUUUCCCAUUUCUCAUUAGAAAAAAAAAUGAGGAUGAAACUUAAUAAGACUGAUAUGCCGCCUUUUUCUAUUUAGUUUUAUUGGAAUCUGCUCCAUCAUUUGAUUCCGAAAGUCAAUUCAAAAUUUACUCAGGCAGUUAAAGUGGUGCUUAAGUUUACCCUCACACAUAAAUAAGGCAGUUUCAUUUAACUCUCAUUUUUCCAGUUAAUUAUCGUAACAACAGUUUUUACCAGUUUCGUCUACUAAAAGAAUGUUUUCCAAGAUUAUUUGCACCUCUUACACAUGAUUUAAAAAAAAUCAUGAGGGGGUUGUGAUGUGCUUUAAAUUUUGUUUUAGUUUGAAAGAGAGGUUUCGUGUCAAAUUUUGACAUAGUAUGUUGAGGCAGGCCCAACAAUUUAUAAACAUAUGGAUACUCAAUCCUGAGUGAUUUAAGAUGUUCCAUAAAUAUGAUUGGAAAUUGAAAUGAUCAGUCCCAUUGCGAUAACUUUCCAUAUAAGGCAGGCAUGUAGCUAUUUAAAAUGGGACAAUCUGACUCGUUGUUUUGCCACAUUAUGUAACAUGUUUUACCGAAGAAAAAAAUGUUUUUUAAGAAUUUGUUGCGUACUAGAGAAGGGAGGGAGGAUAAAGAAAUAUGUGAAAAUUUAUUAUUGGAGUCAAUGUUGGCAAAUGUUACGUUACGUAAUUUAUAAAUUGUCCUCGAAUGUAGCACAAAGUAGACCUAAAAUUGGGCCAACAAAGCAUCAUCGAGCAAAAUUCAAAUGGGACAGAUAUGUGAUCAUGGGCAGACGUGUUUAAAAUGAUGCUUUUAUGUUUGAGUGCUGCGCAACAGUUUCAAAUAUGCAAUGAAAAUUUAUCAAUAUUUAGAGGGUAUAUAUGGAGAUUGGUGGAUCCAAGGAGGGGGGAGGGGGUGGUUCCCCUCUGAAAAUUUCUAAUUUGUUGAGAAAUUUCAAAUUAGUUUCAAUUUUAUAUUAGUUUUAAACUCAAAAUCAUUUUAAACCAAAAUUGACCACCAAAAAUGAGUUUCUUUAAAUAAGGUUACAUAUUACGAAUUGCAAAAUGUUUAUUUCAAAAUCGAAAUUGUAUACCCUCCCAUUUUUUUUAUGGAUCCGCCCCAGUAUAUGCAAUUUGUAAUCAUGACGGAUACCCUUGAAAAUGGCAUCAAAUUAAUAAAAAUUAUAUUCAAUGGUAAAAGUAUACUAAGUACCGAUGUAGUCAGUUGUUUAAUUUGGUGGUCCUGAUUUGGAGAGCCAACGCACGUGUGCCUUGAGUAUUUAAUUGUUUAUUUAUACAAGUUAUUGAUAUUGGCUAUUAUAGAAUGACUUAAUGUCACCCUAGUGAUUUAGUUUAGAUGUUAUGUUCGCAAUCACAAAACAUCUUAAGAACAACAAACGGUCCCGCCAUUUUCCUACGUAAAAAAGGGACAGUGGAGAGAUAAUAGUCUUUUUGAUAAAGUAUAUGCGGUGACAUUGUGUGACAACCAGAGCUGUUAAUUUUCAACAGCUUUAUUUGAACUUGAAGGAAGAACAAAUCUCGACUCAUGCCCUACUAUGUUCAAAACACAGUUGCUAGUUUUAUCAUUCAUUCAAACAGCGCAGCGCGCUUUAUACUUUUCAUCCAUUUUCAUUUGUCUUGUGAGUAUCUCUCUACUGGGGCACUGACGAGAUUUUCACACAAAACUAGCUUGAAAUUACUUCAUACAGUUCAUGUAUGCUUAAAAAUGCUAAAUUGAUCAACAUUUAACCCAAACUGUCCACUACAGAGUAGAUGACGGCUUUGGCUGAUGAAUGAAAGACCUUCAAUGUGAAAUGAAGGCGUUCGAUUUAGUCAUGGAAAUCCCACCAACUUGAAAGUGAAUGAUUGAGGAAGGUUUUGAAUUUGAAUCUUGAUCACGGAAGAUUCAACUGAAAGAAAAUAUGGCAUUUGAAAAUGAAAAAUCGCAUCACUGAUGAUAACACGUCAACGGAUUAGCAAUUGUUCAAUUGCAUCCGUUUUUGGAAUUUUCCAAAUAUCUCUGUUGUUCUCUAUCUAAGAUUUUAGGGAAUGCGACUCUUGUUAAAAUAAGGAUAUGAACGUAUUACUAACAAGACGAAGAUGAUCACCUACAGAAAAAAUAUUGCUAAAAUUAAAAGUAACAACCAACGUAUACUGCAGGUUUGAAAUUAACUUUUUACCUAGUUAAGAUAAAUAAUCAAUAUAAAAUAAAUUUUCAAACUUAAAGUAUGCUAAAAGUGUAAAACUCUUAUUUUUGCAAAUAUUUUUUUUGCACUCACUCAAUUUCGUGACCGAUCCCAAAAGUGUUUGCUUGACUGGUAACUAAGUUAAUUUUAACUCAUUUCUAUUCACUUUAAAAAGUAGAAAAAAUUGGUUUAAAUACAAGACCACCCAUAGCAUUGAGUUUUGAAAUACACCUCUACUGCCGCUAGAAGCACAACUGUCCCAUGUGUAUAGGGAUUCCCAUAGCACAUGGGACAGUUAUGCUUCUAGCGGCAGUCUAUGGGUGGCACACUAUGAUAUAGCUGUGAAAAUGCAACUGCAAACACAAUCCUCACGGAAACCAGCAACAACAGCAGAAAUCGGCACAUUUUGACAUUGUCAUUUGGAUUGUGAUAUUAAUUAACCACGAAUGAGCAAAAUAAACCCGUUAGAAUCAGGGCCUCAACUGCUAAACUUUUAUUUUGUGGAAGCUAGUCUCUCAUUUAUAAGCAUUACGAAGGAAAAUUGAAAUAAUCGAAGAAUAUACGGAAAUCAAUAUGACUGAUAGUGUUUUGAGCACGCACUGGAUGGUUAGUUAAACCGAUUUGUAACAAUAAAUAUUACAGAAAAGUAAUUUAUAUAAUCAUUGUAGAAACGCCAGGGUAUUAAAUAUUCAUGUUACUGAAAAUGAACGUUGUUCGCGAAAAUAUGUGUACAGAAUUGUUGUAUCCUGUUUCCGUUUUGGAAUUUUUACUGUCCUUACCUUUCCAGUGCUCUGAAUACAUGUUCUGUUAGGGCAUAUCGCUAGGAAUAGUUUACCGUGGAAUACUUAUUCGGUUGUUGAAUACGCAGCAUCACAUUAGUCGCAUAAUAAUCAAUACUGGUAUCGAACAAAAGCAAUGAGUAAACUGCUUUUCUCUGGACUAGAUACGUUACUACGUAUUUCACAUUUAAUAUAAUACUUAAAUACGCUCUACUAUUCUACACGUAAAUAGACAAAUUUCAUAAGCUCAUUCUUGUAGGACAAAGUUUAGGAAAGCAUGAUAUACAUUUCAAACAGCCAUAAUGCGUAGUUUUAAGACCCAUCAGAAGCAUACACAUAUAGUAAACGGAAACAUAUUCAACUGUAUGUUUAAGUAGGGUACCUUGAACCGUGAAAGUCGUCAAACAGCAAUGCAUAUAAAGUUUAUGGAAAUAGAAAAUAAAUGUGAUUUUUUUGUUAUUUACGAAAACAACA